AUGGAAAUCGCAUGUACCGAUGAAGUUAAAGUUUAUAAAGAUGAGGGAGAAGAGGAUGAGCAGAAGAAGUCUUCAGAAAACUUGACUGAAGACAAAGUUGGACUGGUAAUUGAAGGUGAAGGCCAGUGUGCACAAAAGGGAGCAUUUAAUUUUGGAUUUCUAUCUCUAAAUGAUUACUAUCAUUCGUUCUUUCCUCUACCCUUUGUCACUGGUUCUCCGUCGUCGUCGUUCCCUGUUGCCGCUUCUCCAUAUGCUGCAGCGGCAGCAGCCAUGGCUGCAGCUGCCGCGGCCGCAGCUGCUGUUCAUCAUCAACAAGGUCAAGAGACUUCACAUUCAUCAUCUUGCUGUCUACCAUUACCUCCAACAUCAUCUUCUUCAGUGACGGCAGCUGGUCGACUAGAUAACAACUUCGCCUUCCAACUAUCUACGACAACCACCAACAACAACAACACUACAACAGGAGCAAAGAAUACAUGUUCAACACAACAGUCAACUGGUGGUGUUGGUGGUGGGGGUAAUCAUCAUGAAGGCGUAGUAGUACCACAACCACCACCGUUAGGUUUAAGCACAGAUACUACUGGUGUCCUACGAUGUCCUGAACUGUCAACAAAUCGGUCCUUUACUGAUAAUCAUCAAGCCAAUUGUGUUUCACCGAUAUUGUCUCCAUUCAGUGCACUUACACCAUCCUUGAGUGCUUUUAUGGCUGGACCAUUCUAUGGUGCUGCUCUACAAGCUGCCGCUGUGGCUGCUGCAGUCGUGUCAUCUGGUUCAUCUAGUCCUAAAUUACAAUCCCCUCCUCAAUGGCCAGUGCCGCCGCCGCCACCACCGUCACAACAACAACAACCAAGUAUCCCAUUAUCACUAUCACCUGUGCCUUUCAGAAUUCCUACACCGAAAUCUUCUUUAUGCUCUUCUUCUACUUCUACUUCUUGUUCGUCUUCUGCACUCUCCAAUUUUACUACAGUUUAUGAUAAUUUAACUUCACAUGGAAAGUCAUCUUCGUCGUCGUCAUCGUCGCCUUCAGUGAUAGCUGUAGCUGCCGCGGCUGCAGCAGCUGCUGCCGCUUUUACUCAUCAUCAUCAGUCGUCAGCGUCAGCCUCACCAUUGACAACAUCACUGCCAUCAUCGUCAUCAUCAGCAUCGUCUACAUCAGCUGUUGCAGCCGCCGCCUUUCACUCAGAAUUGAUUAAAGCAGCAAAUUUAUACAAAAGUGGGAAUUCAAGUCAACGAUAUUAUCCAAGCCAGAGUAGUACAUGUCAUUCCCUUAUUGGCGAUAAUCUAUCUCAAUCUCAAGUACAACGACCGUUGAAUACUUCUGAUCUUAUUCAUCACAUGCACAACUCUUCUAUAACUAAUACUAAUACUACUAAUAAUACUCUAAACAGUAGUAGUAUGAUGCAUCCAUCGUCAUCAACAGGGUUACCGUCGUGUAUUUCUACUACUUCUGCGCCAUCGCCUUCACUUAUCCCGUCUUUAAAUCAUUUUAACAUAUCAACUGCUGAUUCAUAUCAACAAAUGAAUUAUAAAAUUGAUGCUUCGAUGAAUAAACACUUUUUAGAACUGCCUAACAUUGAAACGGAUAAAUCAUUGCCUAAUCCUCUAUCAACAACUAUCCCAUUGAAUUCUUUCAGCGACAUUGGUCUACCGUAUGGUGGUACUGGUAAUAAUGGUGCUGGUUGUCAAAGUCGAUUAGGUUUUCCAACACCAACAUCAUGGAUGAUGGAGACCUCGGUGAAGUCAAGUCCUGACAAUGGAAGUCAACAGAAUUCUAGUUUAUUUUCCGACUGUUCUCAACGUGCUGCGGCGGCUGCCGCUGCCGCCGCGGCAGCUCAUGUCCACUUCUUGUCAAGUUUGGCUGUUGCUGCAGCCGCACAUUCCUCGGCUGCUGUAUCUCCUCGGUCGUCUUCUUUGCCGAAUAGUCUAUCGCCGAUACUAUCUCUGAAUGGAUCUGUUGAAUCAAAUAAUCUACAGCAUUCCAUUUCUUCUCAUUUGGAUAUACAAACACCAUCAGUGCCAACUAGUAGUAGUAAUACUAUUACUUUUAUCCAAGAACCAUUCACCUUCUCUGCUCCACAUUCAAAACUUCUGUUGCCGCAUACAACAAAUCUACUUGAUGAAGAUGAUAUUGGAAUCUCUAUGCAUUAUAAUAAACCGUUUAAACCUAUUGGUGGUUUAUCUAGUAGUGAUAUAUGUUCACCGCAUACUCUAUCCCGAAAAUCUAUCGACCAUCCAGUAAUCAAAAAGCAUGCUAGUUCCCCAAUCACAUCGAAUAUCAUCGCUUCCCCACCGCCUCAGCCUCUACCAUCUUCAAUACUCCUGCCACCACCAUCGUCAACUGAUUAUUGUCCUAUGAUGAUCAAUUCAAGAUUUAAUUAUAACUUUCAAAGAAUUUCACCAGAAUUAGGUACAGAGGGCAAUUGUAGUAGUAGAAUGAAUCUGUUGAUGAUGAACAGACAGCAUAACCAACAACAACAACAACAACAAGGUUAUUCAACGUCAACUCCAGCCUCUACUCCACGUGGAAGAGGUGGUAGCAGUAGUAAUCAAGCCAAUGUAAUAAUGAAUACAACCAAUAAGACUUCGUCUUCUUCUUCGAAUGCCCCUCUCAAGAGUGAUCCUACUCAUCCUCAUAACCAACACCACCACCAUCAGCAUCAUCAUCGAUCGAAUUCUAGUUCCACAAUAACGACAGCAGCGUCUACCACCACUGUUACGACUACUGCUACUAUUAGCCCUAUGAAUACUUCUAUUAAAACGACUGGUAAUAAUAAUAAUAGUAAUGGGAAUAAUAAUAAUAACUCAACAACCACAACUACGAAACGUGUUCAUAUUAAAAAACCAUUAAAUGCAUUUAUGCUAUUUAUGAAAGAUAUGCGCUCAAAAGUACAAGAGGAAUGUACGCUGAAAGAAUCUGCUGCAAUUAAUCAAAUUCUAGGUAAAAAAUGGCAUGAGUUAUCACGUGAAAAACAAGCAAAAUAUUAUGAAAUGGCUAGAAAAGAAAAAGAAAUUCAUCAUCAGUUAUUCCCAGGUUGGUCAGCAAGAGAUAAUUAUGCAAUACAUUCAAGACGUAAAAAGAAACGCAAGUUGGCGGCGGCUGCGGCCGCAGCAGCCGCGGUAGCAGUUUUAGGACAAUCCAAAUCUCAUUCAUCAAACAGUGGUAAAAUAUUUAAUAAAUCAGGAUUUCAUUUAUCCUCGGAAUCUGGUGGUGAUUUUGGCAAUUCUGAUUCGACGGAUGAACGUGGCGGUUGUGGUGGCAGUAGUAGCCGACUAUCCCUGUUAACUGGUGCUGGUGGUGGUGGUGGUACCGCGAAUUCCACAGAUGUAAGCAGUGCUAAAAAAUGUCGUGCACGUUUUGGCUUAGAACAUCAAAAUCGUUGGUGUAAACCUUGCAGACGAAAGAAGAAGUGUAUUCGUUUCUUGACAGAUGCAGAAUAUGAAGAAGACAAUAAUAUACUGCCUAUCUCUCCUAUAUCCUCAUCAUCACCAAAUACUGCCGCCAACUCGUCGAAGACUACACCGACUGUAGCAAUAACGGCAGCUGCGACUGGAGCAGUUAACUCAACUGUAACAACACAGACAAAUUUACCGCAUUAUUGUCCUAUAAAUCAAUUCCCAACAUCAUUACCAUCAACAUCAUCUAAUGGUGAGGUGGUAAGCUGCUUGAAUAUGCUAAGUAGUGGUGAUCCGGUAGUAGUCUAUGGACAAAUUAUCCGCCUAAUAUACUGCAUCACCCUCUCUCAUUAA
Molecule: messenger RNA, 3744 nt
Organism: Trichobilharzia regenti
Lineage: Eukaryota; Metazoa; Platyhelminthes; Trematoda; Strigeidida; Schistosomatidae
Source: the annotation of a GenBank genome assembly